Ostertagia ostertagi is the source of this 420-nucleotide messenger RNA. The record is from the annotation of a GenBank genome assembly. Lineage: Eukaryota; Metazoa; Nematoda; Chromadorea; Rhabditida; Trichostrongylidae.
AUGUGCAAGAGCCUGCUCAGUCGGGGCACGGCACUUAUUCACCAAUUCGUGCUCAGUGAAAUCACAGCAUGCGUUGCGCACUACACAAACCCUGAAGAAUCGCAUAUCUCGCUUGAGUAUCCCGACGAAAUGAUGAUCGAUGAGUUGCAGGAAGCCUUCGGUGAUCUGGCUCGAGCUUGCAAUGUUCGAGUGAUUAGUUGGCGGAAGUUGGGCACGAAUCGCGAAACUCUCGGAGAAGAGGCGAAAAAGACCGAGCCUUUAAUGCGACAGGUGUUUGUCACUGCCGGAUAUGUAGCCGAAGAUCCGGAACGGUUCGAUCGUAACGUUUACUUACUACGGAAGCUAACCGUCAAUAAUAUGGCUAAACAAAUGCUCGACUGUUAUAUAUGUUCACUGAGUACUACUACUAUUGUAUACAAG